Salvelinus fontinalis (brook trout) is the source of this 4149-nucleotide messenger RNA. It is a transcript of the gene znf16l, whose product is annotated as zinc finger protein 16 like. The transcript has 3 exons. Gene Ontology annotation, molecular function: RNA polymerase II cis-regulatory region sequence-specific DNA binding; DNA-binding transcription factor activity, RNA polymerase II-specific. Bases 33 to 1844 code for a protein of 603 amino acids. The record is from RefSeq and is a predicted model, not a curated record. Gene Ontology annotation, biological process: regulation of transcription by RNA polymerase II. Gene Ontology annotation, cellular component: nucleus. NCBI's taxonomy places the organism in Eukaryota, Metazoa, Chordata, Actinopteri, Salmoniformes, Salmonidae.
CAAGGCCUAAAGCAUGGUAGUUCGUGGAGUGUAUGGAGGGUGGCGCUACUUCUCAAAUCCACCACCCGUUUGCACGGAAAUCUGCGCUUGAAACUCUACUCUGUGGCGCAUUGCUGGAUGUCUUUCAGCAUCUUCAGAACACAGUAGCUAGCCUGUUAGCUAGAGCUUCCAAAGAUAUGAGCCGCAAAAGAAACCACCGUUUUACCGAAACAAGCCUUUCUCCCGACCCUCAAAACGCAUUCAUGGACACGCCGGUGUCUGCAGCGCGACCCGAUGAAGAUGUAUUAGAAUUCGAGCCCGACGAGGAGCUACUCUGCUCGGUGAGCGACAUCACCGAACACCUUGGGAGAAACAUAACAGUGGUGCUCGAGACGGCGUUGUCCGAAAUCAGGAAAAUGGUCAGCGUCAGGAUACGGGUUCUGAAAAUGGAGCUUCGGGAGAAAACGGACGAAAUCGAAGUCUUAAAAACGAGACUAGAGGUGCAAAUAGACGGUAGGGACCCGUAUCCUGGAGGAAUGACCACCGAGGUUUCAUCUGUAUUCAGGAAAGCAGACUUCCAUUCAGGCAGCAAACACAACAACGACCACAAGAAAGCCAAACCAGCCAUACCUGGCGUGAAGAAAGAAAACAUCAAUGCCAUUUGCGACUAUCUGAUGAAAGAUAAGAAUUCACGGGGUGCUGAAACGGACAGUGACCCGAGCAAUCCUUCGUCUGGUAGCGACAGGGACAGCCGCCACGACCCCCAGCCGCACUCCCUCAACCACCUGUGGUCGGACAGUGUCAUCCCUGACGCGGGGCAUGGGGACGGGGAAUCGGACUCCGCCACGGAUGACAUAUUUGACAUGUCGCUACCGUCAGGAAGCAAGCGGAUCCACGACUAUGAGUGGAUGACUGGGGUGGAGUACACGUCGGAUUUGAAAGGUAUGAGGGAGCCUAAAUCGGAGAGUGCCAAAACACCAGGUGAGGAAGAUGAUGAAGAGGGUGACGAGUCAAAAGAAGAAAGGAAUGAUGGAUUGGAGCAUCUCCCAGCCCCUCUCUCCCAUGACACAAACAGCCCCAACUUUCCCCUGAACCCUCAAGGCUCUCCAGGAGGGGAGGGGGACAGUUCUUUGGAGGCCCAUGUGGAUCGACUAGAACCGGGUCAGCAGUUUACCUCCCACACAUACCUCUGCCCACUGUGUGGAACCUUCUGCCCCGACUCCUUGUUCCUAGAGGAGCACCUCAAACUGAUACACGGCGACACCACCGGCACCCACAGCGCCCUGCAGUCCACCUCCGUUGCUCCCCUCACUCUGGGAGAGGGUAGCAGUGACUCCAAGCGGGGGUUGGCGGGGCUUGAAGGAGGGAGCAUUCCGGCUGGAGCUAGGGGGAUGGGCCUAGCAAGCGGGGGAGGAGGAGUGACGAGGGAGAAGAAAGUGGAAGGGGGUUACGAGUGUGGAGAUUGCGGCCGCCAUUUCAACUACCUGGGCAACCUGCGGCAGCACCAGCGCAUUCACACGGGGGAGAAGCCCUUCAUAUGCCCAGAGUGUGGGGAGAAGUUCCGGCACGCUGCCCGAUUGAAGAGUCACCGGCUGGGGCACAACGGAGGCCAGAGCCCCUUCCCCUGCCCCCAGUGUGGGAAGGGCUUCCCGGUGCUCUCCGGCUUAAAGAGACACCAGCGGGUGCAUACGGGGGAGAGUCCCUACGCGUGCCAGCAGUGUGGGCGCCGCUUCAAAGAGCUGGGUAACCUGUACACCCACCAGAGGAUUCACAGUGGUGCCACGCCCUACUGCUGCCAGCAGUGUGGGAGGAGCUUCCGACACCUGGGCACCUACAAGAGCCACCGCUGCACCCCCACACAGUGACAGUGACAAUCUACGCCUUUACCUUGAAGCUAGACUGGCUAACUGCUAAGUCUAGCCUAGCCAUCACAGGAGCCUAUUGAUAUGCUGUUAACUGAGGCAGGAACAUUGUCUGAGUCUAAAGACAAGCCUCAUAUGGACUUAAAAGGGAGGGAGACAGUGCCAUGAUGAAGAAGAGGUCAAAGGGCAUCCUGAUGAAAGCCAUGGCCUCGUUCAAAUAGUACAAAACACAUAAUUCCCUCUUCGGCUCCCUUCCUUGAAGUAAUCACUCAUCUAAUAAUAAUAAUACUUUUAAUUUAUAUAGCGCUUUUCAUUACAAACAAGGAUCUUCAAGUUGCUUUGAAAACAAAUGUAGGGAUCUGGCAGUUCCUGUUUGAUCUUCCACAGCUUCAGAUGUCUAGGCAGUUCAGAAAGGCAACCGGUAGCAGUAGUGUCGAUGAUACAGACAGAGAGAAACGUCAGUCAGAUACUGGUAGACAGGCCCAGAGCUCUUCAUCAGAGAGGGAGAAACGUCAGUCAGAUACUGGUAGACAGGCCCAGAGCUCUUCAUCAGAGAGGGAGACACGUCAGUCAGAUACUGGUAGACAGGCCCAGAGCUCUUCAUCAGAGAGUCAGGGAGAAUCAUCAGUCAGAUACUGGUAGACAGGCCCAGAGCUCUUCAUCAGAAAGGGAGAAUCAUCAGUCAGAUACUGGUAGACAGGCCCAGAGCUCUUCAUCAGAGAGGGAGAAACGUCAGUCAGAUACUGGUAGACAGGCCCAGAGCUCUUCAUCAGAAAGGGAGAAUCAUCAGUCAGAUAUUGGUAGACAGGCCCAGAGCUCUUCAUCAGAGGAGGAGAAACGUCAGUCAGAUACUGGUAGACAAGCCCAGAGCUCUUCAUCGAUCAAUCAAAUGUAUUUAUAAAGCCCUUUUUACAUCAGCAAAUGUCACAAAGUGCUUAUACAGAAACCCAGCCUAAAACCCCAAACAGCAUGCAAUGCAGAUGUAGAAGCAGGGUGGCUAGGAAAAACUCCCUAGAAAGUCAGGAACCUAGAGAGGAACCAGGCUCUUCUGGCUGUGCCGGUUGGAGAUUAUAAGAGUACAUGGCCAUUAAGACAAGAUCGUUCUUCAAGAUGUUCAAUCGUUCAUAGAUGACCAGCAGGGUCAAAUAAUAAUCACAGUGGUUAUAGAGGGUGCAACAGAUCAGCACCUCGGGAGUAAAUGCCAGUUGGCUUUUCAUAGCCGAGCAUUCAGAGUAAGAGACAGCAGGUGCGAGAGAGGGAGUCAAAACAGCACGUCCGGGACAAGGUAGCACGUCCGGUGAAUUCGUCAACAGCUGAAACUGGAUCAGCAGCACGACUAGGUGGCCUAGGGACGGGAACAGCCAGGAGUCGUCAGCCCAGGUAGUCCUGAGGCAUGGUGCUAGGGAUCAGGUCCUCUGUGAGGGGAGAGAGAGAAAGAGGCACGUCGUCUCCUCUGUAAAUAGCUAGGCUGGAUCAUCCACUGUCAAAGUGUAACACCCACCUGGGUGAUGCUUCGGCGGCUAUAAAAGCACCAGAAAAGACCAACUCACCUCAACAAUAGUCUGGAACAGAGGUGAGUUUCUGCCAUUCCCUCACACCGCAGUCCACAUUAAUAUUUACAGAGCUCUCUGCCUAGGCGACCUCACGGCCCCAUGGCAACCCCGGAACUCUGACAUGUCAGGUCUGUGAUUACUUCGAGGAAGGAAGAAUGCAUUUUAGUAGUAUAGCCUUUUGGGAAGAGGACGCACACUAACAGAACAGUGUGACUGCUGCCACCAUGUGGACGUUCUAUGUUACUGCACAAAUGAAGCUUCAUGGUGACUCUGUCGAGGGCUGACUCACUUACCUAACCAAUGACUUCUGUCCAGAGCAGAUGAGUUGGCAUUUUAUAAUUUGUAAUAACUAUGCUGUAACCUGUAUUACUGACAUUAUAUUCUUUACACGUUGUUGGUACGUCCACCUGCAUGAUGAUGACAUGUCAUAAGUUUUUGUGAACUGAUAUCUGUAAUCUACCCCUUUCAAAUGAACCCCUCGGUUAACAGGCUAGUUAUCUACAGAGGUUCAGAAAAACGUUCAUUUCAAGGGCAAAGAUAUACCAGUAAAUAAUGACCCCUCUUUUCUCUAUUCACUCUAGUUGUUUAGCUAAAAGCAGUCAGGUGUUUAGAGAGCAGGGACAUGGAGGUUUCUGCAUUAUCAUGCAUUUACAAGACACUACCACAGUCAUGUAAGCACACCGUUAACAUAACAUGGGGAAUAUUUCAAUAAUGCUAUGCAAAGAACAAUAUUAAACAUUCUAAAAGUUGUCUUA